Mycena citricolor is the source of this 977-nucleotide messenger RNA. Lineage: Eukaryota; Fungi; Basidiomycota; Agaricomycetes; Agaricales; Mycenaceae. The record is from the annotation of a GenBank genome assembly.
CCGGGCUCUUUGCUACGUCCCGUACGUUUUGAGGCAAGUCAUGCUCAGCUUGGGCAGCUGAUAACAUGGACUCAAUGCUGCUAGGCCUCUGAUACGUAGUUCCAUCUGGCAUAAUGCGGGGCUUAUUCCGACGAGGGCGGCGAUGGGCAAUCGGGCGAUCGUCUAUCGGGCCAGGCAUUAGGGGUACUUCUCGCGAUCCCGUGACAGGACCUUGUUGCGCGAGGGGUGCCGGUGGCGGUGGGAGAGCAGGAGGUGGUAUGCUUGCAUAAGGCGUUGCAGGCGCAGGAUUAUUGAUAAGGUCAGGGAAGGUUUCCUCGAAUGGUGUGAACGGCUCCGGUCCAGAGGACACAUUGCCGGUGACUAGCUUGGACUUGGCAGGGAAUACUCGCUCAUCGAACUCGACGUUUGAAGAGAUUCGUAUCUUGCGUUGAUUCGGAUCCCACACUUUCCAAGCUUUUGUCUCUCGUUCGUAUCCAACGAAGAUGUGGUCGGGGCGUCCAUGCUCCAACCCUUUCGGGCGUUUUUCAACAUCCACAUAGAGAGACGCCUUGCAUCCAAACACACGGAAAUAAGAGACGUCUGGCUUCUUUCCAAGCCACAGUUCCGCAGGUGUUCGCCAUCCCAAUCGUGCCAUAGGUUGUCUAUUAUGAACGUGGACAGAUGCAUCCAUAGCACAUUGCCAGAAGCCUUUGGAUAGGCCGGCAUCGAGGCGCAUGCAUUCCGCUUUCUCGUAGGCUGUGCGAUUCCAACGUUCAGACCUCCCAUUUUGCUGUGGUUCGCGUGGCGCGGACUUAGGGUGCAUAAUACCACGUGCAUUGAGCCAGGCUGUGAGUUCAUCGGACAUAUAUUCACCUCCACGAUCUGACCGGAAGGCCAGUACUUUUGUGCCGAGCUGACGCUCUACAAGGGCAACAAAGUUUUUAAUCGCGGUAGAGGCUUGGUCCUUUGAUUUAAUGAACACCAUCAUGCCAAAGCUC